Molecule: messenger RNA, 714 nt
Organism: Symbiodinium natans
Lineage: Eukaryota; Dinophyceae; Suessiales; Symbiodiniaceae
Source: the annotation of a GenBank genome assembly
AUGGCGAAGAUGAUCGCAGUUCUUCUGGCUUCGGUCCUGCCCUCCGCCCUGUCGCGGCUGGGUGAAGCGCCCAGGAAUGCCACAGGGCCAUCUCCAGAAGACCUCCUCCCUGGUGGCGCGGCGCGGCGUGCGGAGUACUGGGAGAAUGCGACGCUGCGCUGGAACGUGGACCCCAGCCUGUCGGAGCUGCAGACCAUGCGAAGGCGUGCAGGCUACGAUCACCUGGCAACCACGACGCGCUACGGCGACACCUGCUGUGCCUCCUGCGGCUCCAUCGACACCGCGCGGCUGGUAGAGGGCACAGGCUUCUAUGCCGUGGCUUCUGCCGAGUCCAUGCAGGAUUACGGCAUCGGAGAUGGGCACUACUGCACGUCGGAUGCUUCCGGGCAUCGUGGAACGCAAGGAAUGGGCUGCCUGUCCUGCGCCAAGGGCAAGUUCUUGCCGGCCCACCCUUUCUCUUACCCUCUCUGGGCCCAGCCAAACGCUGGCAUCUUCCGACGGGAGCUGAAAAUUGUCGUCGCUGACACCUGCCCGCACAGUGGCAACGAGGCCUGGUGCCCUGGGCAUGAGGGCCAUGCGAACAAGUUCGGCGUGAAGCACCACUUCGACUUUGCGAACCCGCCGGCCAAGUAUGACAACUACUACUUCGUGUGGUCGAAGAUUGAGUGCCCCCGCCGCCUGAAGCGGCGAUACGCGGAGAUGAGCAGGUGCUAG